ACAUUUAAUUAUUUGGUUUCUGUACCUGCACAUUUACAAACUUGAAAAAACUGUGUAAAUAGAACAAACAAAUAAACAGAACGAACAUACAAAUUAAACACUUUCAAUCAGGGACCACUGGUACAACCUGCACCGGGGCCCCGCUAACCCCAGCUACGACCCUGAAGACACAUGAAACUAUUCUAUACAAAAGGGACAAAGGUAAAACAAAAUGCAACCUGAAACAGGAACAGAAACCAAAUUAAAUUGGAUAGUUACAGAUGCUCCCACAAGGAAACUGAAAUAACCUGCACUGUAUAAUAUUACAAUAAAAAUAGCUUAAUAAGCAUGCAAACUAAUGUCCUAAAAAUGCAGGAGAAACCGCAUAUAUUUUUGUGUGUGUGUUUGCUGUGUCUCUGUCUGUGUGUGAUUGCUUGGGAGAUCAUUUUGUGCAGUCUACCUCAGGAAGUGGCUUACCUAAAGUGUCAACUCCGGAAACCUAUGCUUUAUACAUCAGUGUAAGCUCUACAAGUGUAUAACUAGUGAUUGCCACACAUCAUUCGCCAUGAGUCAAACUUCCAUGUGGUAGUCAAAUAUCCAGGUUUCACCAUGUACCCAAGGGUCAUCCUAAAGGAAACACUGUACAAGAAAUCACAGCAGAAGAGAAGAACUUCGCCGUGCAAUUACAAAGAGAGGAUUUUCGUGUUAAACACACAGGAUCUGACAUACUUUGAACAUCGGCCUGGAAAAAAGCCAACUCAGAAAGGCUGCAUCGAACUGUCUCAUAUCAAGUGUGUGGAGAUCGUUCGCAGUGACGUUCCCAUUCCCUGUGAAUACAAGUACCCUUUCCAGGUCGCCCAUGACAGCUACUAUCUGUAUGUGUUUGCUCCAGAUAACGAAUGUAGGUUAAAAUGGGUCAGAGCUCUGAAAGAAGCGACACAAAAUAACAGCUUAUUUCUGAAGUACCAUCCUGACUUCUGGGGAGAAGGGAAAUGGAGAUGUUGUCAUCGGACCGAGAAGCUGGCCACGGGAUGCAGUGAAUACUAUCCCAGUGGAGCCAAACCUCUUCCCCCAACUCCAGAUCCAAUGCGGCGAUCUUCAGAUCCAGAGGACAGGAUUGUUGUGGCUUUGAGGAAUUUCAGCCCCGUAGAAGAUACUGAUCUGCCUCUGCAUAAAGAUGAAGAGUAUUUUGUCGUUGACAGUUCAGAACCAAACUGGUGGACAGUGAGGGACAAAGACGGAAAUGUUGGCACGGUGCCAUGCAUAUAUAUUGCAGAGAAAUUAUCAAACAACAUCGAGAAAUUUGAAUGGUACAAUAAAGACAUAACUCGCACCGAGGCAGAGAGCUUACUAAUGAGAGAGAACAAGGACGGGGGUUUCAUCGUUCGUGACUCUAAACAUGCAGGUGUUUACACCGUCUCAAUAUUUUCCAGAGCUGCAGGGACUAAUGGAGAGAAGCAUCCCCUAGUUAAGCACUACCAGAUUAAAGUGCAAAGAGAAGGUGAAAAGGUCAUGUAUUACUUAGCUGAGAAAUACGUGUUCUCGACCAUUCCAGAGCUCAUCCGCUAUCACCAACACAAUCCGGCAGGUUUAAUAACCAGGUUGAGGCACUGUGUGACCAGAAAUGUCACAGAUUCAAGGAUCGAUGAGUUGUCAUCAGAUAAAUGGGAGAUUCACCCUGAUGAACUGACAUUAAGCGAGGAACUGGGCAGUGGGCAGUUUGGCUUGGUCUGGAAGGGAUGCUGGAAUGACCAGCAGGUUGCAGUUAAGACCGUCCGAGAGGGAUUCAUGUCAGAGGAGGAAUUUAAGGAGGAAGCACAAGUGAUGAUGAAACUGUCCCACAGUAAGCUGGUCCAGUUGUAUGGUGUGGUCACUCAGCGCUCGCCCAUCUAUCUGGUGUUUGAAUUCAUGGAGAACGGCUGCCUGACAGACUACUUGCGUGCCAGAAAAGGCAACUUCUCCCAGGAGGUCCUGCUGGGGAUGUGUUUGGAUGUGAGCGAGGGGAUGGCCUACCUGGAGAGCUCCAACUUCAUCCACAGAGACUUGGCUGCAAGAAACUGUUUGGUUUCUGAAGACAAUGUGGUGAAGAUAUCAGAUUUUGGAAUGACGAGGUUUGUCCUAGAUGAUCAGUACACCAGUUCUUUUGGGUCCAAAUUUCCAGUGAGAUGGUCCUCUCCAGAGGUGAUCAAAUUCCAGAAGUACAGCAGCAAAUCAGACGUGUGGUCUUUCGGUGUGUUCAUGUGGGAGGUGUACAGUGAGGGCCGUUUGCCCUAUGAUACCCGUGGUAAUGCAGAAGUAGUGGAGGCCCUAAAUGCAGGACUACGGCUCCUGAGACCCCGUCUCUGUCCACAGAGCGUGUACGAGUUAAUGCAAUGGAGCUGGAAAGAGAAACCUGAUGAUCGCCCCUCGUUUGCUCAGCUCCUGCAUGAACUGGCCUGCCUUGAACAAGAACCGUAAUCCUGAUCACACCCUUCCCUGUACUGGCUUAUAGGGAUAGCUUAUUCAAGAAAAACAGGACAUUUUGUCAUCAUUUAAUAACUGGCAUGUCAUCUAAACCUGUGUACAGUUUUUUAUUUGAUUGUAUUAAUUUUUUUGGAACACAAAAGGACCAUUUUGAAGAAUCGUUGCUUAGCAGUUUUCUGUAUAUGGAAGUUUGUAUUAAACAAACUAUCUGAAUUAUCCCUUCAGCUGAAAACACUGUAAAUUGUACAAAUCAAAUAUUGUAUUUAUUUGUAUAUUUUAUUUAUUUCACAGAUUUCUUAUAUUCGUCAUUUAUUCCACGUUAUGUCACUGACCUGUGUUUUUCCCGUUUAUAUACAUGCAUGACUUCUGCAAACACAAAUCUGUCCCUUAGGAGGCACACAUGAGCCAUUUGUUUCAACACCAGUAGAAACGUUGCUUAUUAGUGGAAUACAUUACUGUUGCAGUGUAUUCAACAAAGAAUCACAUUUACAUCUAUGUCCUGAUUCUGUAAUUGAUUUCCAUUGUUUGCAUAAAGCUUUAUGCACAAUAAACUCACAAUUUCCUAACUGAAGUAAAAGUUUGUAAUACAAAUCUAUUUGAGCAGAAUCAUUUGUGAUUAUAUCAAGACUACUGUACUGAUCAAGUCUACAGACUGUUUAUUUUAAGGAGCAUGCAAGUAUAAGCUCAUGAUGUGGACCUGCUGUUACUGUUGAUUGGUGCAUAGUAACACAAAUGCCUUCACUGGUUACUGUGACAACAGCACUGAAUAGAAAUACACUGCAGCAUGCCAGUAUUCACCAUAUAUGCAGCCUGAGGCCAUAGUCACAGAAAAAAAGUGCAUAUAUCUUUAAUGUGUUUCCAGAGCAAUUCAAUGAAACCUACAAUGUUUUUGUUUGUCUGUUUUAAUUUGUCUGCUUUUUUUUUAUCUAAUUGAUUCAGUUUGUUUUUGGGAAAAUACUGUUUGAAUGUACUGAUACAUAAACCAACAUGAUGGCGUGUUUUUAUAUUUUUAGAAAAAGAUGCCCUCAUAAAGAAAAACCCAAUUCCAGGAAGUCUAUAUUGCCUCUUAAUAAAAUUUGUAUCUGUAAAUA
Carassius gibelio (silver crucian carp) is the source of this 3533-nucleotide messenger RNA. Its product is annotated as tyrosine-protein kinase ITK/TSK. The record is from RefSeq and is a predicted model, not a curated record. The transcript is spliced from 17 exons. Gene Ontology annotation, biological process: B cell receptor signaling pathway; adaptive immune response; peptidyl-tyrosine autophosphorylation. The coding region runs from base 589 to 2436 and encodes 615 amino acids. Lineage: Eukaryota; Metazoa; Chordata; Actinopteri; Cypriniformes; Cyprinidae. Gene Ontology annotation, molecular function: protein binding; ATP binding; non-membrane spanning protein tyrosine kinase activity.